UUCUACUUGAUUGAGUAUUUUGUCGUUGUUGGAGUUAAAUCGCAACUUCAAUGACGGUAGCUACGACAGCAUAUUCAACCUUUUGAUUGGUUCGUUUUGUUUUUAGUUUUUGAAUAAUGAAAACAAAUACAAACAAACCUACCAGACAAACGCUAGCAACAUAGUUUUUUGGGUUUGCUUCGCAAAUAAUUUUAGAAAAAAAACGAAAGUUCUGAAAUGUCAUUACACACAAGAAUACAAGUACAGCCUGCUGUUUUGCGAGGGAAAAACGUUAAAAUAACAGGACGAAAUGUGUCACCUUUUCCAAGUAUUGCAAUGAAAAGCGCUGUGGUUAAUUUCAUCACGUUAACUGUAUUUCUUCCUCAUUGUGUUGAAGGACAAUUUCAAGGUUUGAAAUGCAUUAACAUCACAUUAAACGAAACUCAGAUACUCUGCCUUAACAUAACAACUCCAACUGUUGUCACGAUGCCAAGACAUCAUCCAAAGGGUAUCAGUUUCAUCUUAUCACCCAAUCAAAUUACUCCAAGUAAAGGUUUAUGCACGGAUAGCGAGAAGAGCGGCAACUGUAUCGAUUUCUUCUGUACCUAUGGUUACAUUAAAAAUGGUAGCUCUUGUGUUAAACAGAAGGUCAAAGCGAAUAAGAAAGCUAGAACUCCAACAUUUAAUUCUUGUUUACAGGUUGCCAAUUUCUCAAUGUUUUUAAAAGUCAAUGGAAACGAACUUAAAAGGCCUAAUUGGAAAUUCAAAAGUUUCAUGGGCCCAGAGUAUACUUUUGAACAAACUUUAGAUAAGAAUUUCGUUAGACUUAACAGUCCACUUACGUUUAAACUUCCUCGGAUAAUUAAUGACGUUAGAAAUCAAUUCAGGUAUGGAAAAUUUAUCAAGAAAUUCUAUUAUUCUUCCACAUCAGCACAUUUUACUAAAAUGUACGGCCUUGCUUUCGCACGAACAUUUCCUAAUGGAAGCUUAUGCGCCAACACAUUGCAUCUACCUGUUGGAAAACAAAUGCAAUUUAACACUAACUGUACGGUGACGAUCCAAAACCAAACAUUUGAUUUCAUAGCAUUAAUUGAGCAGACUAAUAAUUCAGUGAUAAAAAACGAAAUUAUUGUAUGCCGUCAAUUUUAUCACACAAAAAGAUCGGGCUGUCCUUUACGUUUAUUGAGUAACACGUCCGUGGAUGAGAAUCAAACAUUGAUUGAUCAUGCAACAAAGAAACGCUACAAACCGGACGAAUAUCUCCCUUAUGCUACUGGUAUGGGUACAUGUAUACAACUACAGAGACACAGUGCAUACAGCUGGCACAUACUACUGGAAAAUAUAGAACGUUAUGUUACUUUAGUUGGAUUGCCAGUUGGGAUUUUUUGUUAUGUAUGGUUAUUGAUUGUAUUUUUAAGAAAUCGGAAGCUGCAAAACAUUUCUGGGUUAACCACUAUCGGCUUGUGCAUAUCUCUUUUGCUUUCAGAUAUAUUUUUUCUCUUUGCGUUAUUUUCUGCAAAAUACAAAAAGUUAUGUACAGUAACCGCCAUUUUGCUUCAUUGGAGCCUAUUACUUGGCUAUGUAUGGGCCGUAAUUAUUUCUUUUGAAAUCGCGAUAAGUUUUCGUUCGUCAUUUACAUUAAUCAGAAAUCGACGCGGCUGCAAACGCUUUUGGAAUUAUGCAUCGGUAGCCAUACUCGUUGCUACAGCAACCAUCAUAACAUCGCUAGUGCUAACAAAAACCAAAACUCUAGAUUUCAAAUAUGGUGGAGACAGUGGCGUAUGUUGGAUUCAGAACUACGAGGCUGCCAUAUUUAGUUUUGUUGCACCCGUGGCGUUUUUAACAUUGACUUCUAUAACUUUACUAUUUUAUACAAUCUUUACUAUAGACAAGGAAACAAAGAAAAAUAAAGGAUUGAUAAAGAAUAGCGGAACAGACAUAUCAAAAGUAGCUUUAAGAUUGAUACUGACUCUGGGUACAAUCGAAUGUUUGGGAUUCAUCCGAAUUACAAGAUCGGAUUUAUCGGAAUCAGAGGAAAUCUUUAACGCUACUUUUCAAUUCAUUUUCACUUGCAUGAGAAGUUUUCGAGGUUGCUGCCUGUGGGGUGUUUUAAUUUGCAGUCGAAGGAUAAAAACGUUACACAAGGAAUGGCUGAGAAAACACGUUUUUGCUGAAAAUAAAACAAUUAGUUUUCAGUCUGGAAAAUCAGUUUUAAGAAUUCGCAGUACAACAACUGAAUCGAUAUGCUGAUUUCAAAGGACAGUUUGUUCUCCUUUUUAUUAUUAGUUUUCCUAACAUUUAUUUUAGCAUACCAACCCUCUUUAUUUAUGCAGAAAUUACUCUUUUUUUAGAGCAAAAGUCAUGGUAUUUACGUGAAAAGAAUCCAUUAUUGGCAAGCAAUUUUAAAAAAAUAGUUAAUUGAGAAAUGUCUGCUUUGAUGGUUUAUUCAAACUUGACUUUCCCAACAUGUGUGACAGUGUAGCGUAUAAGAAGUGCGCAGCGUUGCGCAAAAAGUGCGCAGUUUUGUAUAAGAAGUGCGCAGUGAUGCAUUAGCAGUUCGCAGUGAUUUAUAGAAAGUUCCCAGUGGUGUAUAAGAAGUGCGCAGUGUUUUAUAAGAAGUCCGUAGUGUUGUAUAAGAAGUACGCUGUGUUAAAAAGUUCAUAGUGUUGUAUAAAAAGUGCACAGUGUUUUGUAAGAAGUCCGUAGUGUUGUAUAAGAAGUGCGCAGUAUUGCAUAAGAAGUGCUCAGUGUUGUUUAGGAAGUACGCAUUUUUGUUAAAGAAGUUCACAGUCCCGUGUUAGAAGUGCACAGUGUUGCGUGAGAAGUAUGCAGUAUCUUUAAAAAAGCGCGCAGUAUUGUAUUAAUUUUUAUGGAACUUCUGCAAACAUAAACCAUAUAAUUUUGCAAAGUGGAAAAUAAGCUCGCGAAAAAUAAACUUUUGCAAAAUCUUCAAAGCAACUUCUUUACUUUAAUAUAUCUAGGAGGAUUAUGCACAUAUUUUAUUUGCCGUGAGCGUACCAGUAUGGAUGUGAUUAGAGUAGGGAAUCCUGAACUUAAUAUCUGCUAGAUGGCUUGUGUUUUCAACAUACAUUAUGUACCAUGUGUCUUCUUCGGAUUUUAGUGUAUGUCUUCAAUAUAGGUGGAUGUGUUGUGAGUUACAUGUUAUAUCGUAAUCUUCUGUUUGCACUGAUGCUUAACAUAACAAUAACGAGCAUUUUCGUAGGUUUGCAUAGAUGGCGAAUAAUUAGAUAGCCUUUGAAUAUCUGUAUAUGUAAAUGAGUUUAAACUGCGUGGAUGUAAAAUAUUUUUCGAAUACUUGGUAUCUCUAACAACUAUUGUUUUCUUUUCUUAGCCCAAUAGGCCGAGUUGUUUCCAAUAUCCGGACCUAAUUCUGCUACGGUUGUUUCCUCAUCACUCAACAGAACAUAGUUUUAAGAUACCACAAAGGAAAAAAAUGGUAAGAUGGUAAAGGGAUGGUAAUGGUAAAAAUGAAGUUUUUGCUUAUGUCAGGAUUUUUACUAUGACGUUACGAAAAGCGUGACAUUGAUUCAAAAUUGGUUUGUCUGUUUGAAAUACAUUGCUCUGGAAAUCCGGUUCUACUGGUUAUUGGAUAACUUGCCCCAGACUCAGGAAAUCGGAUUAGAAUAGGAUUGUUAUCUAUGCUCUGAGCGGUUCCUUGCUUUCAUAAUUUACUGUUUCUUCAGCUGAGCGAUAGAGCACAACACAGAGAUGGUACGAUU
Messenger RNA from Hydractinia symbiolongicarpus, 3719 nucleotides. RefSeq lists its product as uncharacterized. Gene Ontology annotation, cellular component: membrane. Gene Ontology annotation, molecular function: G protein-coupled receptor activity. The transcript has 2 exons. The record is from RefSeq and is a predicted model, not a curated record. NCBI's taxonomy places the organism in Eukaryota, Metazoa, Cnidaria, Hydrozoa, Anthoathecata, Hydractiniidae. Gene Ontology annotation, biological process: cell surface receptor signaling pathway; G protein-coupled receptor signaling pathway. Bases 217 to 2229 code for a protein of 670 amino acids.